Molecule: messenger RNA, 432 nt
Organism: Darwinula stevensoni
Lineage: Eukaryota; Metazoa; Arthropoda; Ostracoda; Podocopida; Darwinulidae
Source: the annotation of a GenBank genome assembly
AUGAAGAUGAGUCACAUCAGUCGUAUGCUGUACCCUCGUGUUGUGUCUAGCCAGGCCCUCCCAGAACCAGUGAAGCUGAACCUGACCGAGUUGAGGCUCAUGCACAUGGAGGGCAAGCAGCAUGGAUUCUCCCGGGAAGCCUUGCAAAGCGACAUCACCAGGGUGUUGAAGGAUGUGGAAGAUGACACCGAACUCUUUAAACGUCUCUUCUCGUCUUACCCCGUUCGUAUUAAAGCUCUCAGAGACAGAGGCAGGAUAACUCUCAAGAAUAGUCCCAAGAGGGGUCCAUCCUUCAAGGAAAUGGCAUUCAGUCACGAAGAGCAAAGCGAACUGAUCGUAAGCACGGAAGAGCCCGCCUUGGAGGACCAGUUGUGUCUCAGGAAUGAUAAAAGGGAGAGGGGGGGAGGGGACCGCAGCUCUGGAAUGAGGCAG